CUAGACAUGUUCAGCUUUGUGGACCUCCGGCUCCUGCUCCUCUUAGCGGCCACCGCCCUCCUGACACAUGGCCAAGAGGAGGAAGUCGUGGACCAAGACAGAGACAUCCCAGGCAUUGAGUGCGUCCACGAUGGCCGCAGGAUCGCCAGUGGAGACACGUGGAAACCCGACCCCUGCCAACUCUGCAUCUGCGCCAAUGGCACGGCACUGUGCGACGAGAUGACCUGUGAGGACUCUUCCAACUGUCCCGGCGCCCAAAUCCCAGCCGGCGAGUGCUGUCCCAGAUGCCCCGAUGGCCCAGAAUCAGAUCCGAACGUGGGAGACUCCGGAGUCGAGGGACCCAAGGGAGACACUGGCCCCCGAGGCCCUAGGGGACCCGCCGGCCCCCCUGGACGAGAUGGCAUCCCUGGACAGCCCGGACUUCCUGGGCCCCCUGGCCCUCCUGGACCCCCCGGCCCCCCUGGCCUUGGUGGAAACUUUGCCCCCCAGAUGUCUUAUGGUUACGAUGAGAAAUCAGUUGGAGCUGCCGUGCCUGGCCCCAUGGGUCCCUCAGGUCCUCGUGGUCUCCCUGGCCCUCCUGGCUCACCUGGUCCCCAAGGUUUCCAAGGCCCCCCCGGUGAGCCCGGCGAGCCUGGAGCUUCGGGUCCCAUGGGUCCCCGAGGUCCUCCUGGCCCUCCUGGCAAGAACGGUGAUGAUGGAGAAGCUGGCAAGCCUGGUCGUCCUGGCGAGCGUGGACCUCCUGGGCCUCAGGGUGCUCGGGGAUUGCCCGGAACAGCUGGCCUUCCUGGAAUGAAGGGACACAGGGGUUUCAGUGGUCUGGAUGGCGCCAAGGGAGAUGCUGGUCCUGCUGGUCCCAAGGGGGAGCCCGGCAGCCCCGGUGAGAAUGGAGCUCCGGGCCAGAUGGGCCCCCGUGGUCUGCCCGGUGAGAGAGGCCGCCCUGGAGCCCCUGGCCCUGCUGGUGCUCGCGGAAAUGAUGGUGCUACUGGUGCUGCGGGCCCCCCUGGUCCCACCGGCCCCGCUGGUCCUCCUGGCUUCCCCGGUGCUGUUGGUGCUAAGGGUGAAUCUGGUCCCCAAGGAGCCCGAGGCUCUGAAGGUCCCCAGGGUGCUCGUGGUGAGCCUGGCCCCCCUGGCCCUGCUGGUGCUGCUGGUCCUGCUGGAAACCCUGGUGCUGACGGACAACCUGGUGCUAAAGGUGCCAAUGGCGCUCCUGGCAUUGCUGGCGCUCCUGGCUUCCCCGGUGCCCGAGGCCCCUCUGGACCCCAGGGCCCCAGCGGCGCUCCCGGUCCCAAGGGUAACAGCGGUGAACCUGGCGCUCCCGGAAACAAAGGAGACACUGGUGCCAAAGGAGAACCUGGCCCCGUUGGUGUUCAAGGUCCCCCUGGCCCUGCUGGGGAAGAAGGAAAGCGUGGAGCCCGAGGUGAACCUGGACCUGCUGGCCUGCCCGGCCCCCCUGGCGAGCGUGGUGGACCUGGCAGCCGUGGCUUCCCUGGUGCAGACGGUGUGGCUGGUCCCAAGGGACCCGCUGGUGAACGUGGUGCUCCCGGCCCUGCUGGCCCCAAAGGCUCCCCCGGUGAAGCUGGACGCCCUGGUGAAGCUGGCCUGCCUGGUGCCAAGGGUCUCACUGGAAGCCCUGGCAGCCCAGGUCCUGAUGGCAAAUCUGGCCCCCCUGGUCCCGCUGGUCAAGAUGGCCGUCCUGGGCCCCCCGGCCCCCCCGGUGCCCGUGGUCAGGCUGGCGUGAUGGGAUUUCCUGGACCUAAAGGUGCUGCUGGAGAGCCCGGUAAAGCUGGAGAACGGGGCGUGCCCGGACCCCCUGGCUCUGUUGGUGCCCCUGGCAAAGAUGGCGAAGCUGGAGCCCAGGGAGCCCCCGGCCCUGCUGGUCCCGCUGGAGAAAGAGGAGAACAAGGCCCUGCCGGCUCCCCCGGGUUCCAGGGUCUCCCUGGCCCCGCUGGUCCUCCCGGUGAAGCAGGCAAAACUGGUGAACAGGGCCCUCCCGGUGACCUCGGUGCCCCAGGCCCCUCUGGAGCAAGAGGCGAGAGAGGCUUCCCUGGCGAGCGCGGUGUGCAAGGUCCCCCUGGUCCUGCCGGUCCCCGCGGAUCCAACGGUGCUCCUGGCAACGACGGUGCCAAGGGUGAUGCUGGUAACCCCGGAGCUCCCGGUAGCCAGGGUGCCCCUGGCCUUCAGGGAAUGCCUGGUGAACGUGGCGCAGCUGGUCUUCCAGGUCCUAAGGGUGACAGAGGUGAUGCCGGUCCCAAAGGUGCUGACGGUACCCCUGGCAAAGAUGGUCCCCGUGGUCUGACCGGCCCCAUUGGUCCUCCUGGCCCCGCUGGUGCCCCUGGUGACAAGGGUGAAUCUGGUCCCAGUGGCCCUGCUGGUCCCACCGGAGCCCGAGGCGCCCAAGGAGACCGUGGUGAGCCUGGUCCCCCCGGCCCUGCUGGCUUCGCUGGCCCCCCUGGUGCUGAUGGCCAACCUGGUGCUAAAGGCGAACCCGGUGACGCUGGUGCUAAAGGCGAUGCUGGUCCUCCCGGCCCCGCUGGCCCCGCUGGACCUCCCGGCCCCAUUGGUAACGUUGGUGCUCCUGGACCCAAAGGUGCUCGCGGCAGUGCUGGUCCCCCUGGUGCUACUGGUUUCCCUGGUGCUGCUGGCCGAGUUGGUCCCCCCGGCCCCUCCGGAAAUGCUGGUCCCCCUGGCCCUCCUGGACCUGGUGGCAAAGAAGGUGCCAAAGGUGUCCGAGGUGAGACUGGCCCUGCUGGACGCCCCGGUGAAGCUGGUCCCCCUGGUCCCCCUGGCCCUGCUGGAGAGAAAGGAUCCCCUGGUGCUGAUGGACCUGCUGGUGCCCCCGGAACCCCCGGACCUCAGGGUAUUGCUGGACAGCGUGGCGUGGUUGGCCUGCCCGGACAGAGAGGAGAAAGAGGCUUCCCCGGCCUUCCCGGCCCCUCUGGUGAGCCUGGCAAACAAGGUCCUUCUGGAUCAAGCGGCGAACGUGGACCCCCCGGCCCCGUGGGCCCCCCUGGUCUGGCUGGCCCUCCUGGUGAAUCUGGACGCGAGGGCUCCCCUGGCGCUGAAGGCUCUCCCGGACGAGACGGCUCUCCCGGCCCCAAGGGUGACCGUGGUGAGACCGGCCCUGCUGGACCCCCCGGUGCUCCUGGUGCCCCCGGUGCCCCCGGCCCUGUCGGCCCUGCUGGCAAGAAUGGCGAACGUGGUGAGACUGGUCCUGCUGGUCCUGCUGGUCCCGUUGGCCCUGCUGGUGCCCGUGGCCCCUCUGGACCCCAAGGUCCCCGUGGUGACAAGGGUGAGACAGGCGAACAGGGUGACAGAGGCAUCAAGGGUCACCGCGGCUUCUCUGGUCUCCAGGGUCCCCCCGGCCCUCCUGGCUCUCCUGGUGAACAAGGUCCCUCUGGAGCUUCUGGUCCUGCUGGUCCCCGUGGUCCUCCCGGGUCUGCCGGUUCUCCCGGCAAAGACGGACUCAACGGUCUGCCUGGCCCCAUCGGUCCUCCUGGUCCUCGCGGUCGCACUGGUGAUGCUGGUCCUGCUGGUCCCCCCGGCCCUCCUGGACCCGCUGGUCCCCCCGGUCCUCCCAGCGGCGGUUACGACUUGAGCUUCCUGCCCCAGCCACCUCAAGAGAAGUCUGGCGAUGGCCGCUACUACCGGGCCGAUGAUGCCAACGUGGUCCGUGACCGUGACCUCGAGGUGGACACCACCCUGAAGAGCCUGAGCCAGCAGAUCGAGAACAUCCGCAGCCCCGAAGGCACUCGCAAGAACCCCGCCCGCACCUGCCGCGACCUCAAGAUGUGCCACCCCGACUGGAAGAGCGGAGAAUACUGGAUCGACCCCAACCAAGGCUGCAACCUGGACGCCAUCAAGGUCUUCUGCAACAUGGAGACAGGCGAGACCUGCGUGUACCCCGUCCAGCCCACCGUGGCUCAGAAGGCCUGGUACAUCAGCAAGAACCCCAAGGAGAAGAAACACAUCUGGUACGGCGAGAGCAUGGACGGUGGAUCCCAGUUCAAAUAUGGCAGCCUGGACUCCGACCCUGCUGACGUGGCCAUCCAGAUGACCUUCCUGCGCUUGAUGUCCACCGAGGCCUCCCAGAACAUCACCUAUCACUGCAAGAACAGCGUGGCCUACCUGGACCAGCAGACCGGCAACCUCAAGAAGUCUCUGCUCCUCCAGGGCUCCAACGACAUUGAGCUCCGGGGCGAGGGCAACAGCCGCUUCACUUACGUGGCCCUGGAGGACGGCUGCACGAGUCACACGGGAGCCUGGGGCAAGACAGUCAUCGAGUACAGAACCACCAAGACCUCCCGCCUGCCCAUCAUCGAUGUGGCUCCCUUGGACAUUGGCGCCCCAGACCAGGAAUUCGGCUUUGACAUUAGCCCUGUCUGCUUCGUGUAAACCCCUUUUUUCCCACCCCCGC
Molecule: messenger RNA, 4414 nt
Organism: Fukomys damarensis (Damara mole-rat)
Lineage: Eukaryota; Metazoa; Chordata; Mammalia; Rodentia; Bathyergidae
Gene: Col1a1
Product: collagen type I alpha 1 chain
Exons: 51
Coding region: 7-4392 (1461 amino acids)
Cellular component (GO): basement membrane
Molecular function (GO): extracellular matrix structural constituent; protein binding
Source: RefSeq, a predicted model, not a curated record